GCAUGCAGCAAAUGAUCAAGAAAGUGGUGAAAACAGUUAUCUUCAUGUGGGGGAACUAUACAUGUACACAUAUGUUUGUAAUUUCUUUAUUUUGGAGUAGGCGGAGAGCCUUUUCCACUGUAUGUCUUUGGAAUCAUCGGUGGAGGAAUUCUAGCUGUUGUUGCUACUUGGUGUAUUUCGAAGAAAUUCGGAUGCAGUUUCAAGUCAAGUUCCCCAUCUCUUGAUGUAGAAAGAGAUGGCCUCAUAGAAUGUUACUUGGAAGUGUCUGGCAUUACCCAGCAAAGCAUCUCAGUCAAGGCCAAGAAUCCAAGCCAGAAAUUCAAUGGCAAGAAGAUGAAGUUUUCUUGUCAGAAAGCAGACAGUUCACAGGAUCCUCUUCAGAAGUGGUCUAGUGCAAGGACGUGGAACAUCGAUGUCAUCUUGCAACACACGUUUGAAGAGCUUCUCCCGGGCGUGAAUUACGUCAUCUCACUUCAUCAACACAGACAUGUGCAGCAUGCGGUGAGAACGCAAGACGCCACCACAUAUUAUCCACUGUCAGUCGAUGUGAGUGGCACAUCUGCCACCAUCAGUGGUCUGAAUCAGCUUCACAUCAAUGCUGUACAAGUCUGCCCGUGCCUGAUGCUGCCUAGGUGUAAGAACUGGAUUAACAUCUCUCCAGGACAGAAUGAGUUGGUAAUCUCCGACAUACCUCCAGGCAUUGAGUACUUUGUGAAAGCUGGAACUGUAGACAGUGAGCAGCUACCAUCUCGACAGAAAUUCAGAUGUAAAGUAGAGGGGAAACUACAUGUAGAUGUACAAGAAAUCACACAGGACCACAGGACAAGCAACUGCGUAACUUUCGAAGAAGCUCUCAAAUCUGUUGAUCUGAAAAAGUCCCUACAAGUCGAGUUUGAUUCUACGAGAGAUAAUCCGCAUCUGCCUGAAAUGGUCGCCCAGGCAUUGGGAUUGGAUGGAGAUGAUCGUAGAAUCAUCACAGGUGCCAGUAGUGAGCACGUUGAGAAACUCGAUCAAAUCCUGACCAGCAGGGACAAUGACACCCAAGUUCACGACCUAAUAGAGCGCCUUCUACUCAUGGAGCAGAGGAGUGAUACGGAGAUGAGGCCAAGGAAAGAAGCAGAGGCGUUCUUAAUCAAAGUGGUUGGACACACAUGGACCCGCUUCCAUUGCCUUGAGUGCAUUCGUCUGCUUCACCAAGAACAUAGCGUUUAGCAUUGUCAAUCUGCAAACACGGUAAAACGUCACAUGCUUAACCCUAACUCCCUAGGCAUUUUGCUAGGAUGCAACCUGAAUUUCGCAAAAGGGCAAU
Molecule: messenger RNA, 1309 nt
Organism: Patiria miniata (bat star)
Lineage: Eukaryota; Metazoa; Echinodermata; Asteroidea; Valvatida; Asterinidae
Exons: 4
Coding region: 334-1212 (292 amino acids)
Source: RefSeq, a predicted model, not a curated record